Molecule: messenger RNA, 741 nt
Organism: Penicillium manginii
Lineage: Eukaryota; Fungi; Ascomycota; Eurotiomycetes; Eurotiales; Aspergillaceae
Product: RING finger protein
Exons: 5
Coding region: 1-741 (246 amino acids)
Molecular function (GO): zinc ion binding; ubiquitin protein ligase activity
Source: RefSeq, a predicted model, not a curated record
AUGCAGAAGGAAGUGUUUCUCCUAUUUCUAGCCCCCCCUGAACGUCGUCUUCGCAGAUGGCGUGCCCACCCCCCGCUCUCUUACCUGGAGCGUUUGAACCGAAUCCAGCAAACGCGGAUGUUUAUCAUCGGUCAUGAGGUAGGUGGCACCGAGGAAGUCCCAGAAGUAUCUUUCGACGUUGUUGGGUCAACCGGGAAUCUUUACAAGACGACCAUCAAACGGGACCCGUAUUGCGACUGCCCUGACGGUGCGAAAGGAAAUCAGUGCAAGCACAUCUGCUACGUCCUCGUUCACGCACUCAAAGCACCUUUGCAUCUCCAGUAUCAACUGGCAUUUCUCUCGUCGGAGCUAUGUGAGAUUAUGGGAGGCUCCUCUCUAAGCCUCACGCGUCCCGCCCCUUCAGUCGAAGAAAACGACGGAAAUCGCAAACCCAUUGAUGGAGAUUGCCCGAUUUGUUUCCAAGAGAUGAUCGAAGCCAUAGAGAAGAUCGUUUGGUGCAAAUCGGCAUGUGGUAAUAACUUACACAAGCAGUGUUUCGACCAGUGGGCCGCUGCGUCGCGGACAUCUUCUGGGGCUGGCAUUCGCUGCGUGUACUGUCGCGCGCCCUGGAAGAACGACACUGCCAAUAUGGACGCACAGUCGCUUCGUAAAAACACUGCCAAUAUUGGACCGGAAGGCUACUUCAAUCUGGCAUCCGAAUUCGAUCUGAGUCCUAAACGUGGUACGGGACCUUCCCUGUAG